Molecule: messenger RNA, 1008 nt
Organism: Terrapene triunguis (Three-toed box turtle)
Lineage: Eukaryota; Metazoa; Chordata; Testudines; Emydidae
Product: urotensin-2 receptor-like
Exons: 2
Biological process (GO): neuropeptide signaling pathway; regulation of blood pressure; blood vessel diameter maintenance
Cellular component (GO): membrane
Molecular function (GO): urotensin II receptor activity
Source: RefSeq, a predicted model, not a curated record
AUGGCUAGCCAGACAGACUCUGCCGGCCGAGUGACAUCUCCACUCCUGCCGUCGGUGGAAGCCCCUGGAUCCAGCCCCCCAGCCAUGGACCCCCACUCCAACCUGUCAUCCCCCUCCAACGGCUCGCUGGUGGGUGGGCUGCCGGAGGCGGUGGGGCUGAGCCUGCUGGGGGCGGCCGGGGCGGCAGGGAACCUGUACACGCUGGCGGUGGCACGGGCCGGGGCCGUCCCCUCCCCGCUCCACGUCCACAUCGUCCACCUGGCGCUGGCCGACCUGCUGUACCUGGCCGGGGUGCCCUUCGUCGUGCACAACGGGCUGGCGCGGGACUGGCACUUCGGCGAGGCCGGCUGCCGGGCCCUGCUCAGCCUGGACCUGCUCACUAUGCACGCCAGUAUCUUCCUGCUCACCCUGCUGAGCACCGAGCGGUGCCGGGCCGUGCGGCGCCCCUUCCGGGCCGCCCGCCGCUCCCCCGGCCGCCGCCGGGCCCUGGCCGGGGCCGCCUGGGCCGCCGCCUUCGUCCUGGCGCUGCCCAUGAUGCUGAUGGUGCGGCAGGAGGAGCGGGCGGCGGGCGACGGCCGGGUGCGGCGGCUCUGCGUGCCCACCUGGCACGAGGCCCAGUACAAAACCUACCUGACCGUGCUCUUCGGCACCAGCAUGGUGGGGCCCGGGCUGGCGCUCGGGUACCUCUACGGGCGGCUGGCCCGGGCCUACUGGCUCUCGCAGACCCGGGGGGUGCUGGGCCCCCGGCGGGGGCCGAAGCAGCGGGUCUUCCUCCUCAUUUUCCUCAUCGUCGUGGCCUUCUGGGCCUGCUUCCUGCCCUUCUGGCUCUGGCAACUGGUGCCUCUCUACAGCCCGGGCACGGCCGCCCGCCUGCCCGUGGCCACCGAGAUCUACAUCAACCACCUGGUCACCUGCCUGACCUACAGCAACAGCUGCAUCAACCCCUUCCUCUACACGCUGCUGACCCGCAGCUACCGCAACUACCGACGGGCGCGACGGAGAUCUUGG